AUUAUUCAUUGUGGGCAUCUACCUCUCUUCCUCUUUGCCUUCACAGCGAGAGAGAGAGAGAGAGAGAGAGAGAGAGGAGAAGAGAAGAGAAGGUCAUCAAUGGAGACGGCCAUUUGCAGCCGAGUUGCCCUUCCUGCUAAUCACGUUAUCAAUUCCAAGCCAGGCGAUAGGCUGUCUUCUUACAAGGGUCAGGGUCGUGGUAUUCCAGUUACAGUAUCGGCAACUGGACCAGGCAAAGGAGGUGGGUUGUUGGAAAGGCCAACCAUUGAGAAAACUACUCCUGGUCGGGAAUCUGAGUUUGAUUUGAGGAAAUCUAGGAAAACAGCGCCUCCAUAUCGUGUAAUGUUACACAAUGACAACUUCAACAAGCGCGAGUAUGUCGUCCAAGUUUUGAUGAAGGUUAUCCCCGGAAUGACUCUUGAUAAUGCUGUGAAUAUCAUGCAAGAAGCCCAUUACAAUGGCCUCUCAGUAGUCAUUAUUUGUGCUCAAGCUGAUGCAGAGGAGCAUUGCAUGCAACUUAGAGGCAAUGGUCUUCUAAGUUCCAUUGAGCCUGCAAGUGGAGGUUGUUGAAGUUUUUGAUUUACCUUUCAAUUACUAUCAUCUAUGUCUUUAGAUCCUAGAGAUCUCCUUAUAUGUACAUACUUCAUCUAUAAUCUAUUGCAAUAGAAGACUUGAUGUAUAGUAAUAACCACUCUGUCCUUGGUUCAUGCACGUUGUUACAAUCCAGUGCAUUAGUGAUUUAGUGUUAUUGCUAUUAAUUAAAAGAUUUGGUAUU
This is a messenger RNA of Dioscorea cayenensis subsp. rotundata (Guinea yam), 775 nucleotides long. RefSeq names its product ATP-dependent Clp protease adapter protein CLPS1, chloroplastic. The coding region runs from base 100 to 570 and encodes 156 amino acids. Lineage: Eukaryota; Viridiplantae; Streptophyta; Magnoliopsida; Dioscoreales; Dioscoreaceae. Gene Ontology annotation, biological process: proteolysis; protein catabolic process. The record is from RefSeq and is a predicted model, not a curated record. The transcript has 3 exons.